Molecule: messenger RNA, 1876 nt
Organism: Homalodisca vitripennis (glassy-winged sharpshooter)
Lineage: Eukaryota; Metazoa; Arthropoda; Insecta; Hemiptera; Cicadellidae
Product: mitochondrial import inner membrane translocase subunit Tim17-B-like
Exons: 3
Coding region: 169-654 (161 amino acids)
Biological process (GO): protein import into mitochondrial matrix
Cellular component (GO): TIM23 mitochondrial import inner membrane translocase complex; mitochondrial inner membrane
Molecular function (GO): transmembrane protein transporter activity
Source: RefSeq, a predicted model, not a curated record
GUCAUAUGUCUCAUACAUAUUUGUCUUUCUCUUUUUCCCCUUAUUUUCACAUGUAUGUAGAGUAGUUGUGUGUCCUUAGAAGAAAUUAACAAUUUUGGAAAUAUCAAUCUAACUUUCUACCUGUUUUACUGGUUGAAUAUCAUUGAUUGAAGCCACAACAAAGUAAGCAUGGAGGAAUAUACAAGAGAACCUUGUCCAUGGCGGAUUGUUGAUGAUUGUGGUGGAGCUUUUACAAUGGGGCUUAUAGGAGGUGGAGUGUUCCAGGCCAUAAAAGGAUUCAGAAAUGCUCCCAGUGGUUUAUCAAAACGUUUCCAAGGCAGCAUAGCUUCAGUGACUCAGAGAUCUCCAAUCAUUGCUGGAAACUUUGCAGUAUGGGGCGGUAUGUUCUCAACAAUUGACUGCACGUUGGUACACAUACGGAAGAAAGAAGACCCCUGGAAUUCAAUCAUUAGUGGAGCAGCAACUGGAGGUAUUCUGGCUGCAAGAAAUGGUGUUCCAGCGAUGGCAGGGAGUGCCUUCAUCGGGGGCGUCCUACUCGCUCUCAUAGAAGGCAUCGGAAUUUUAAUGACAAGAAUCCAAGCCGACCAGUUCCAACCUGCACCCCCGACUUUAGAAGACCCAGCACAAUUAGGGGGCUCACCCAAUUAUAAUUAGAUUUGUUGAAGUUUUUUAAGUUUUAUAGUUGAUUGUUGACAAUAGGCUGUUAUAUGUAGUUCGCAUAAUUGUGAUUAACAAUUUGCGUUUUAAGCACAAUCAAAAAUCAUGAUUGAUUUUGAUCUCAUACAAUAUUUAAAAAAUGGGAACUAUGAAACAAUUUAUUUUCUGUUAAUGUUUGAAUCAAAUUUGAAUCAAAUUAUUGACAUCCUUAUAUAUUUCUUUUCUAUAAAAUGUCAUGACUUUUUCUUUAAAAAUUAACAGGUUUCAAAGUUAUGAUGUUUUUGUGUCUGACUUCAUCGAUCUUAACAUGAGUGUAUUUUGUUCCCAGAUUGAGUCUUUGACUUACUUAUAUUUCAUGAUAACCUAAUAGUUUCUUUGGCCAUAAAUGAAAAUGGUAUAAAGUUUUCAUCACAUAAUUAUUACAGAAUCAGUAUGUCUAUUCAGGUAAAUUUCUUACUGUACUCAAUUUUAAAACCGGUGUUUGUUACUUAUUGCUAUAUCAGCACACUAACUAAAGUAACUUAUCUUAAUUCAUACUAUUGUGUUUUUAACACAAAUCCCUUACCAUAAUUUAAUUACAUAAUAAAGUAUCAUUUGUAUUUUCAUUUCCACUUUACACUUUUCAGGAAGUUGAAAUAUUGUUUAAAAAUAUUUUUGAUGCAUUGUGUGUGAAUUACAGUUUAUAAUUUGGACUCUAAUUAAUUUUCUUCUGAAUUUUUUAUUGAGAUCAUGUAAUUUAGUCAGUUGUGUAACAGGAUUGAAAUAGUUUUGAAAAGUUUUACAGGUUUUCAAAUAUUUAAAUUUAAACAGAAUAAAAUGUAAAUUAAUGUCAUAAUUUAGCUCAUAAUUGCCCUGUGUAAAUAUGAUUAUAUUCUUUUUUUUUAUUACAAACCAUGAAAUUGAGUCUUCUUAUAUUUAAAGAGUUCGAAUCACAUAAAGCUUCCUAUUCUGAAUUAAAACUGUAUCUUUUACGAACAAUGCUAUCUGACAGUCAUUGUAUAGCUGUUUUUACCAUCUCUGGAUUGUGGUUAUGUCUAACUAAUAUUUUACAUUGUGGCAGUCUCUCUUGACACUACUUGGAGACACCUAAAUGUAGAGUACAUGCCGAUGUGAUAAUAAUACCAAAAUUUACUAAAUGGUGUCAUAUUGGCACGUUAGAUAUAGCAAUAUAUCUAGACCCAUUGUAAAUAAUAUAUACAUAAUAAAUUUUUUAUUUAUA